GUGCCAUGGCUCUGAGCCUGGGGCUGCUGCUGGCCCUGCUGGGCUGUGCCACAGCAGCGGAUCCUGCCCUGGAGGAGGCCUGGGAAGGGUGGAAGAGUCUCUAUGCCAAGGAAUAUCCAGGGGAGGCUGAGGCGCUCCGCAGGGAGAUCUGGGAGCAGAACCUGCGCCGCAUCCAGCAGCACAACCGGGAGGAGUCGCAGGGGAAGCACAGCUACCGCCUGGCCAUGAACCACUUCGGGGACCUGACGAACCAGGAGUUCAAUGAACUCAUGAACGGCUACACCCCGGUGCCGAGGGAGGAGCCGGCAGAAUUCCAAACUUCGGCAGCCCUGAAACCCCCCAUGAAGGUGGACUGGAGGGCCAAGGGCUAUGUGACACCUGUAAAAUCCCAGGGGGACUGCGGGUCCUGCUGGGCGUUCAGUGCCACGGGGGCCCUGGAGGGGCUCAUGUUCAGGCAGACGGGGAAGUUGGUGGCGCUGAGCGAGCAGAACCUCAUCGACUGCACCAAGAAGUUGGGCAACAAGGGCUGCAGGGGGGGCCACAUGCAACGGGCCUUCCAGUACGUGCGUGACAACGGCGGCCUCAGCUCCGAGCGCGCCUACCCCUACACGGGCACGGACAACUCCCGCUGCAGAUACAAUCCCUCCAACAAAGCUGCCAACUGCUCCAGCUUCAGGACACUGCCCCGGGGCGAUGAGGCGGCCCUGGCACAGGCGGUGGCAGCCGUGGGGCCAGUGUCGAUGGCAGUGGAUGCCAGCAGCUACACUUUCCAGUUCUAUGGCUCAGGCAUCUUCAGUUGCCCAUAUGGCCAGCAGCAGCCGAACCACGCCAUGCUGGUCGUGGGCUACAACACUGCCCACUUCGGCAACUACAACGUGAGCUACUGGAUCAUAAAGAACAGCUGGUCGGAGGGUUGGGGCGAGAAGGGCUACAUGUUCCUGCUGAAAAACGCCAACAACCAGUGCGGGGUGGCCAGUGAUGUCAGCUACCCAGUAGCCUGA
This is a messenger RNA of Lonchura striata (white-rumped munia), 1001 nucleotides long. RefSeq names its product procathepsin L. Gene Ontology annotation, biological process: proteolysis. NCBI's taxonomy places the organism in Eukaryota, Metazoa, Chordata, Aves, Passeriformes, Estrildidae. Gene Ontology annotation, molecular function: cysteine-type peptidase activity. The record is from RefSeq and is a predicted model, not a curated record.